UGGUGAUGCACAGAGUUUCGAGGAAACUUUUACAAGGUGACUUUUUUUCCUUCCUAUUCUCCCAGCAUUAGGUCAGAAGUGUAGCGAAGUAACAGAUGCUCAUGUGACUGCUCCGGGGCCGGACUCUUUUCAAUAUUUUGAAUAUUUAAUAUUUAUUCCGUUUAGCUACAAGUGAAUUCACAGAUUUGAAGUUUGAUCGUUGACUUUGAUGGCUGUACCGUCUUUGAUUGUGUUCUUUAACGUUAGACGGAAGUGCGACUUUCUAGGCUGUGUGCGGAUUUAAUUUGACCAUCUGUACUUUUAACGGCUGCCUGAAAACAAGUAGAUGUUUUUUUUUUGCGGCGUUAACCUUUAGCUAAGGCAGCAUUUUUUAUUAAUAGCGAGCUCAGUAUGAUUUAGACCGUUUUAUGGUUGUAUUUGUUACAGCAUCUGGCAAGUUAUAGGCGCAAGAAGUGGCGCAAGAGGACAAGUCGAUCUGGUUCAGUCACCAGAAUUUUCUCCGCGUAUUUCGUAUGUCGAGAAACAAUCCUCACGUCACUAAACGUCUAGCAGAGCGGGUGACUUUCCUGUAGUUCUAAUGAAUAAAACAACACACAAUUAUUCUGCAGGACAAUCCGCAGACUUGACAGUUCAACACCGUUUUCUGAACUUGAACCGACUUGUGCUGGCCUGCUCGCUGGUUCACAGACGAAGUUACGCAGCAGCAACUAAACCACUCCUUGGAAAUAAAAUCUCACGAAAUCAUGCCGUCUCCGUGUAGCCGAAUGCUACUUGAGAUAACUAGAUAUGUGUGUAGCACGAGGCGAGUGAAUGUUAAUGUGCUAAAUGAGAUGAGUGAGUUCUACUUCGGGGGAACAGGAAAGCUCUCUGUAACGUUUCUGGCAACUUAAUCUGAGCAGCCAGGACGGAAUGUGCUCAACGUCAAACACGUUUACAACCUCCAGGCUGCAGGCUGCCAGCGCUGUACUCUGCCCCGUUACACGCUGUGGAGCUGCACGAGGGGGAACAAAAAGCAUGCAACCUACAGCUACAUCAUGUAUCCUUAGAAAUGCGAUGUAGGAUUGUGUUUGCGAUACAUGUCCUGUUCACUGUACAUUUACUGUCUGAACGUUGCGGAGAUUUGUUGUCGCCUCGACAGAUAUCACGAUUUUCAAAAGUACCACGUUGAAAUAUCAUAAUAUGUCAUAAUAACACCGUCAUAACGGCCAAGUGAGAAGCAAGGCAUAGCUGAGAGGGUUUAGUGAAACUCCUUUUUGACUUUUCUGUUUGCAAUGGCGCCGCUCAUUGAUGAAACACUGUCAAGACACUUGUCAGGUUCAAUGUUUUGAUCCCUGACGGCAGGUGGCUUGUGGUAGAGAAGGAUGAGUCAGAGGUGAUCAAAUGAGUGUUUAUUAUCUUAUAAGUCUUCAUUGAUCUACAAUUUACUCAUUAUAAAUCAUUACAAGUCCAACUGUUUGUCUUACAGUGUGAUUUUGUUCGAAAUUCAAUUUUUAAUGCCGCCAUUGUUUAUGUAGUGCACAUAUUAUUAUUGAGUAGUGAAGCAAUAUUUUUUUCUGAAAACUGCUUUUGCUCAUAUUGGUGCCAAUACAUUUCCCCCAGCCUGCAGUAUGUCACUCCUGACUAUCUCUUUGUUGCUUUUAGAGUCACCAAUAAUGAUCAAGGUAUUUGUUAUUUAUUGCUCUUGCUCAGAUUGCGACAGCAUGGCCACGACUGCAGAUGGCUGCAUUCAAUUCACACGCCAUGCAGGCGACGUCCUGCUCAACUUCAACCGCCUCCGCAGCAGGAACAUCCUGACUGAUGUCACCAUACAGGUGGACGGACAGCAAUUUCAUGCUCACAAAGCCAUCUUGGUGGCCUGCAGUGGUUUCUUUUAUUCUGUGUUCAUGGACCCCAAGAAUGCAAACCUUAGUGCCAUCAGCUUAGACCCCAAAGUGGACCCCAAGGGUUUCUCCAUCCUGCUGGACUUCAUGUACACAUCCUGUCUGGAUCUUAAGGACUGUCUGGUCCUGGCCACCAUGAACACAGCCAUCUACCUCCAGAUGGAACAUGUAGCCGACACCUGUCACAGGUUCAUCAAGUCCAGGAAUCAGAUUGAAGAGGGACAGAUCAACUCCUCACAUCUGGCUGAGGAGAUCCCUGCUUUGAUGCCUGUUGAUAAGAAAGAGCCAGACUAUAGAAACAACCACAUUUUAACAUCAGACCCUCUCCAGGAGUGCAGAGGCGUCAUCCCUAAUGUUUUCAGGGGGAUCAACACCUCUGGUUCCUAUCACGUCUACGGGGACCUUCCCGUCCCUGCUGGGACGCUGGAAGGUAACCAUAAGGUCAGCGACCUUCCCAGAGGAGGGGCGUUGUCCCAGAAACAAUGCUUGCAGGUGCCCAGUGCCAACAUGGCUCACAACGAGUCCACCACCACCUCCCACACUAGUUUCCCCACCCCUAUCAUCCGACCUGCAGGAGCCCACGGGAGCCUUCAAAGGCCCGUCUCUCCCGUGGAGGAAGACGGCAUUCAGCAUCCCCAAACCAGCUGCCUAAGAUUGUCUCCAGGUUUUAGCAAAGGUGUGAUUUGCAGCCCUCUAAGCCCCCUCAGAUCUGACUGCCAGCCCAACUCGCCCACUGAGUCCAACAGCAGCAGAAACGCCACGCUGAGCCUCAGACAGACCCCAGACUGCCCCAAAGACGCCAAGGUCCGCAACUGGAAGAAGUAUAAGUUGAUCGUUAUGAACCGAUCUCCUGAUGAGAACGAAAAGGAGGCUCAGGGAGGCAGUGCUGAAGCUGUAGCCAUGUCCCCUACGCUGAGCCACUGUAGGAGCGGUGCAUCCGGUGGACACAAUGAGGUCCAGGCAGAAGACAGAGCCAGCAAUCACAGAGAGGAAAUCAUCAUGUCUCAGAGUGUGGACAGCUGCAGCAGCAGCACUUGUAGCAGCAUUAGCUACCGCAGAUGCUCCUCCUGUGGCUGUGACAGCCCCCAGUGCAUGGAACUGGGUCACCUUUCUCCUGACUCAUACAGCCGAGAUGACGCCACCAAACUGCACUCAGAGUAUUCCUCCUCCAGCUGUGAAAGCAGCAUCUACUUCUGCAACGGGUGUGACUCCAAGUUCACAGAAGAAGAUUCCCUGAAAGAACACAUGGCCCAGGUUCACAGUGACAAGCCAUACAAGUGUGACUGCUGCCAGGCGGCCUUCCGCUACAAGGGCAACCUGGCCAGCCACAAGACCGUUCACAGCGGUUCAAAGCCCUACCACUGCAACAUCUGCGGCGCUCAGUUCAACCGGCCAGCCAACCUCAAGACCCAUACCCGCAUCCACUCUGGAGAAAAGCCAUACAAGUGCGAGACAUGCGGUUCCAGAUUUGUCCAGGUGGCCCAUCUUCGCGCCCAUGUGUUAAUCCACACAGGAGAGAAGCCGUACCCCUGCGAGAUCUGUGGGACUCACUUCCGCCACCUUCAGACACUUAAGAGCCACAUGCGCAUUCAUACUGGAGAGAAGCCUUACCAUUGUGAGAAAUGUGACCUCCACUUCAGACACAAGAGUCAGCUGAGGCUUCAUCUGCGACAGAAGCACGGCGCGGUCACUAACACCAAGGCUCAGUACCGCAGGACUCCGAGCAACAUCAUCACAGGCCGAGUGAAGUCCUGCUGAGCCCGCUACAGUCCCCAUGUGUGUCAUUUUUGUUUUCCUUUUGCAUCGCCCGCCAUGUUGUUAAAUGUCUUUUAUU
Messenger RNA from Anarrhichthys ocellatus (wolf-eel), 3714 nucleotides. It is a transcript of the gene bcl6ab, whose product is annotated as BCL6A transcription repressor b. The coding region runs from base 1608 to 3638 and encodes 676 amino acids. The transcript has 8 exons. NCBI's taxonomy places the organism in Eukaryota, Metazoa, Chordata, Actinopteri, Perciformes, Anarhichadidae. Gene Ontology annotation, molecular function: RNA polymerase II cis-regulatory region sequence-specific DNA binding; DNA-binding transcription factor activity, RNA polymerase II-specific; protein binding. The record is from RefSeq and is a predicted model, not a curated record. Gene Ontology annotation, biological process: regulation of transcription by RNA polymerase II.